GAAAUUCCGGCCGAAACCCCCAAAGCGAUCCCCGUCUUCCUCCUCACUCCCGCUAAACCCAACCUACCCACUGCCGCCUGCCGCCUAGGGUUCCGCCCCCAUGACCGUCCCCGAGCCGGAGAUGCCGGCGUCGGCGCGCAGGCGUUUGUUCCUCGCCAGGUUCGACGCGCUCAUCUUCCUGCAUUGCGGGCUGCUCUGGGUCAUCUGCGCGGUGUACCUCGCCUUGGUCAUAGCGCGUCUUGCCCUGGGUAAGCUCGAGAUUCCCCCCGCGCUCUGGGCAGCGUCCUGGGUCUGCGCCUACAUCGUUCUGUGUCUCACCCCCGUUUCCACGUUCCUCGUCGGCGCGCGCUCCUCGCGCUCCGUGUACAACCCCACCGACGCCAACAAGGACCCUGCCAUGAUUGGAGUCCUGUUUCGGCCGCCUUCAUGCUGCUCGCAAUUGAUUAUGAUAAGGUGGUGGGUCUGUUGGGUGUGGAAGGAUGUCAGAUUGAACGGAUUGGUUCAAUAGUGAGGGAUGUGGGGUUAAUGGGUGGUAUGGCAACAUGUUGUUUCGUCACCUUACCCACUAUGAUACUGAGGCAGUGGAGGAUGAAGAUGAAGUAGAGGGUUAUGUGGUUGUGUUGUUGAGCCAUAACCCGGAAUGGAUGGUGUUAAGAUGGACAAGACAAAUGCAAGAGCCGACUUUUUGUUGAAGUUUAUGGCUGUGGAUAAGUACUGGAUUUUAUUUAGUUAGUUGCAUGUAUUCACGACUGUAGAUUGAUCCACUGCUAGUAUCGAGUACUCCAUGUGUUAGGAGCUCACGUAAUUCGACAUUGUGGCGUUGAAGUGUUUACCUGCUGCUGGGAAGCCUGGAAUAUAUGACCAGACGGUGAGGGGUAUACCACCCUCCAAGAGGACAAUGCUUUUGUAGGCAUAUAGAAUUUGCCAUGUUGGUAUUGUUAUGUCCGAUGACUACCAUUUCUUCGCAAGAGCACCCUGUGGCAGUUACUGUAGAAUAUUAUGUUUGUAGCGAUCACUGAUGUUACCAAUCUACAGAUUUGUGGAGUAUGAGUAUGUUCAUUUUUUUUGUCUUGGA
Triticum aestivum (bread wheat) is the source of this 1075-nucleotide messenger RNA. RefSeq lists its product as uncharacterized. Bases 101 to 508 code for a protein of 135 amino acids. NCBI's taxonomy places the organism in Eukaryota, Viridiplantae, Streptophyta, Magnoliopsida, Poales, Poaceae. The record is from RefSeq and is a predicted model, not a curated record. The transcript has 3 exons.